AUGCGGAAGGUGGUAUUGGUCACUGGCGCGAGCAGUGGUGUUGGCCUAGCUCUCUGCAAACGCCUACUCACAGAAGAUGACGAGCUUCACCUAUGCUUGGCGUGCAGGAAUGUGGGGAAAGCGGAGGCUGUCCGAUCCGAUCUGCUGGCCUCUCACCCCACAGCCGAGGUCACCAUUGUGCAGGUAGAUGUUAGCAACGUGCAGUCUGUGUUCCGGGCCUCCAGGGAGCUCAAACAAAGGUUUCAGAGGUUAGACUGUGUGUAUCUAAAUGCUGGAAUCAUGCCUAAUCCACAGCUGAAUAUCAGAGCAUUUUUUUCUGGCCUCUUUUCAAGAAAAGUGAUUCAUAUGUUCUCCACAGCUGAAGGACUGCUGACCCAGAAAGAUACCGUCACAGCUGAUGGACUCCAGGAGGUGUUUGAAACCAAUGUCUUUGGCCACUUUAUUCUGUUUCGGGAACUGGAACCACUCCUCUGUCAUAGUGAACAUUCCUCUCAGCUCAUCUGGACGUCUUCUCGCAGUGCAAACAAAUCUAAUUUCAGCCUUGAGGACUUUCAGCACAGAAAAGGCCAGGAACCGUACAGCUCUUCCAAAUAUGCCACUGACCUGUUGAGUGUGGCUUUGAAUAGGAACUUCAACCAACGGGGUCUGUAUUCCAGUGUGGUGUGUCCAGGUACAAUGUUGACCAAUUUAACAUAUGGAAUUCUACCUCCCUUUGUAUGGACACUGCUGAUACCAAUCAUAUGGCUGCUUCGCUUUUUCACACAUGCUUUCACUUUGACGCCAUACAAUGGAACAGAAGCACUGGUAUGGCUUCUCCAUCAAAAGCCUGAGUCUCUCAAUCCUCUGACUAAAUACAUGAGUGCCACUACUGGCUUUGGGAAAAACUAUGUAAUGACCCAAAAGAUGGACUUAGAUGUUGACACUGCUGAAAAAUUUUACCAAAGCUUGUUGGAACUGGAAAAACAGAUUCGAACUACGGUUCAAAAAUCAGAUAACUGGGGCUGA
Messenger RNA from Elephantulus edwardii (Cape elephant shrew), 1005 nucleotides. RefSeq names its product hydroxysteroid (17-beta) dehydrogenase 7 (gene HSD17B7). Gene Ontology annotation, biological process: cholesterol biosynthetic process. The transcript has 9 exons. Gene Ontology annotation, molecular function: 5-alpha-androstane-3-beta,17-beta-diol dehydrogenase (NADP+) activity; 3-beta-hydroxysteroid 3-dehydrogenase (NADP+) activity; estradiol 17-beta-dehydrogenase [NAD(P)+] activity. The coding region runs from base 1 to 1005 and encodes 334 amino acids. The record is from RefSeq and is a predicted model, not a curated record. Gene Ontology annotation, cellular component: endoplasmic reticulum membrane. NCBI's taxonomy places the organism in Eukaryota, Metazoa, Chordata, Mammalia, Macroscelidea, Macroscelididae.